CUCUCUCUACUCCUUCCCACCAUCACCACCACCUCUACUGGAUCUGGUGUUUCUCUCUUCUCUCUCACACACAACCUUCACCACACCCCUGUUUUUGUUUAUCAUCUAUCUCCCUGCAUCAUCUGUUUACAAUUUCCUGAUUACUUAGAAAUGUUGUUUGCAAUUAAUCCUUUGUAAUUUGUAGCUGCCAAUUGCUCCGAUCUUGUAAUUGAUGAAGAAACACUGGAUGAGAGAGGGGCUCUGAAUAUAUACAAUACAAGUAUAUAGAGGGAAAGGGUUUAUGGUUUCAUGGGCAACACAUGCCGUGGAUCUUUUGGAGUGAAAACUUUUCAGGGCUACAGAUACAGUCAGCCCCUAGACCAGUCCCUUUCCAAGCAGCACACCACCACCACCACCACCACUACUACUUCUUCUUCUUCUGUUGACUCACCCUCUGCCUUCAACUCUCAACAGCUCAACCCUCAACAACCCUCCAAGGAUAACCCUAACAAAGACUCUAAAAACAACAACAGUAAUCUUCCUCUUGUUGGUCCUGUAAAAGAAAUCACCAUGAGACGCGGCACCGAUAACCAGAAUUUUUAUGUCUUGGGUCAUAGGACUGCCAACAUUCGCGAUCUUUACACUUUGGGCCAUAAAUUAGGGCAAGGACAGUUCGGUACUACUUACUUGUGCACUGAGAUUUCCACCGGCAUUGAAUACGCAUCUAAAUCUAUCUCCAAGAGGAAGUUGAUAUCAAAAGAAGAUCUGGAGGAUGUGAGGAGGGAGAUUCAGAUUAUGCAUCAUUUGGCGGGUCACAAGAAUAUUGUGACCAUUAAGGGAGCGUACGAGGACUCCUUGUAUGUUCAUAUCGUGAUGGAGCUCUGUGGUGGGGGCGAAUUGUUUGAUCGCAUCAUUCACAGGGGACAUUACAGUGAGAGGAAGGCUGCUGAAUUGACAAAGAUUAUUGUAGGGGUUGUUGAAUCAUGCCAUUCACUUGGGGUUAUGCAUAGAGAUCUGAAGCCAGAGAAUUUCUUGUUGGUUAACAAGGAUGAUGAUUUCUCUCUCAAAGCCAUCGACUUUGGACUUUCAGUUUUCUUCAAGCCAGGUCAGAUUUUCACUGAUGUGGUUGGAAGCCCAUAUUAUGUUGCUCCAGAAGUGCUUUUGAAGCAUUAUGGACCAGAAGCAGACGUCUGGACAGCAGGUGUCAUACUAUAUAUACUGCUAAGUGGUGUACCACCUUUUUGGGCAGAAACACAACAGGGGAUAUUUGAUGCGGUUUUGAAGGGACACAUUGACUUUGAUUCAGAUCCAUGGCCCCUAAUAUCCGACAGUGCUAAGGAUCUAAUUCGAAAGAUGUUAUGCUCUCGACCUUCAGAACGGUUAACUGCUCAUGAAGUAUUGUGUCAUCCUUGGAUUGGUGAAAAUGGAGUUGCUCCUGAUAGAGCUUUGGAUCCUGCUGUACUUUCUCGCCUCAAACAAUUCUCUGCAAUGAAUAAGUUAAAGAAGAUGGCUUUACGGGUGAUAGCUGAAAGCCUGUCAGAGGAAGAAAUUGCUGGUUUGAAAGAGAUGUUUCAGGCAAUGGAUACUGAUAAUAGUGGUGCUAUCACAUUUGAUGAACUCAAAGCUGGUUUGAGAAGAUAUGGCUCUACCUUAAAGGACACGGAGAUACGUGACCUUAUGGAUGCGGCUGAUGUGGACAACAGUGGGACCAUUGAUUAUGGGGAAUUCAUUGCUGCAACAGUUCACCUCAACAAACUAGAGCGUGAGGAACAUCUCGUGGCAGCAUUUCGAUACUUUGACAAAGAUGGAAGCGGUUAUAUUACAGUCGAUGAGCUCCAGAUGGCUUGUGCAGAACAUAACAUGACCGAUGUUUUACUUGAAGAUAUUAUUCGAGAAGGUGAUCAAGAUAAUGAUGGUAGGAUUGAUUAUCAGGAAUUUGUUGCUAUGAUGCAAAAAGGCAAUGCAGGAAUUGGAAGACGAACUAUGCGAAACAGUGUGAAUUUGAGCAUGAGAGAUGCACCAGGAGCUCAUUAGCUUCUAAAUUGAGACAAUGUACAGGUUGUACAGCAAAGCAAGGAGAGGAGGUUCAGUGGUAAAGCUUCUUCAGAGAAUUUCUGGAUGCUCCCUUGAUCUGAUACAUUUGUUACCCAACUAUUUGAAAUUUGGGGUUUAAACGGUUGAGCAUUCGUCCGUCUUCCUUUUAAAUUGUUGUAUGACUGGAAAUGUUGUGAUUUGUGAGCAUUGUAAACUAAUACAGCUAUUUAAGCUGCCAAAUUAUUUUGUGCCUUUCUUUCUCU
Camellia sinensis is the source of this 2276-nucleotide messenger RNA. It is a transcript of the gene CPK26, whose product is annotated as calcium-dependent protein kinase 26. Gene Ontology annotation, molecular function: protein kinase activity; calcium ion binding; ATP binding. The record is from RefSeq and is a predicted model, not a curated record. Lineage: Eukaryota; Viridiplantae; Streptophyta; Magnoliopsida; Ericales; Theaceae. Gene Ontology annotation, biological process: protein phosphorylation.